CACUGAUUUCGUGCGCCGUAGUACGGGUCCGUAUAUAAGACAGCGCAAGUUCCCUAUAGCAGUUGUCAGUUCAACUCUGUCUGUCUGUUCAUCAUAGGUGCUGCAACAUGGCUCAGUUCAACGGAAAAUGGGAAAUCGAGUGCAGUGAAAAUUUCGGUGAUUAUAUGACAGCCAUUGGAGUUGAUGCAGAUAAGCAAGCAGAUGCCCAAAAGUUUCUUGGAGAUGGCUCCAAACUGACGUACGACAUCAGCAACUCCGGAAAUGAUUGGGUUUUCAAGAUAACAACAGCCGCAGGUGAAAAAGAGGUCAAAUUCACCCUGGGUAUCGAGUUUGACACUACUACCCUAGAUGGAAGACCAGUUAAGGCGGUGUUCUCAAUGGAUGGUGAUACCCUCGUAGAAAAGCAGACGGGGCCAGGCUUUGAGACGACCAACAAGCGGACAGUGUCUGGGAAUACAUUGACCAUGGUCUUGACUGCUGGCAAUGGAGUCUCCUGUACGAGGAAAUACAAGAAACUAUGAAAUGUGAACAAAUAGUAGUACAUGGAUUGACAGGAUUAUCUUUGUCUUAGCAAACUUGAUGUUCAUAUGUAUUUAGUUAGCUUAUUCAUCAUAACAUGUACUUUAUGUGUACAAGUUAAAAUUAUUUAUAUUUAUUGUGAUGCGCUAUUUAUGUGUCUGAAUGUAAUGCAAAUAAAGCACGUGUAUAUAUGUUGUAAUAAAAAAUUGAACCAA
Magallana angulata is the source of this 734-nucleotide messenger RNA. RefSeq names its product fatty acid-binding protein, liver-like. Gene Ontology annotation, cellular component: nucleus; cytosol. NCBI's taxonomy places the organism in Eukaryota, Metazoa, Mollusca, Bivalvia, Ostreida, Ostreidae. Gene Ontology annotation, biological process: fatty acid transport. Bases 108 to 521 code for a protein of 137 amino acids. The transcript has 4 exons. Gene Ontology annotation, molecular function: fatty acid binding. The record is from RefSeq and is a predicted model, not a curated record.